CAGAAACAAACGCUUGCAGAAACAAACAGUGACACAAACCCGUUUACGGAGAAAAAGCACGAGCUCCCCGCCUGUUCCCAAGUCGCUGUCCAUUCCAGCCGCGCACUUGCACCCAGAUAAGCGUGUGUGAUGAACGGAGACUCAGGUGCAGGGGUGGUGACGGCCCCCCCGCCCACAAACCCUCCUCACAAAGAGCGAUAUUUCGACCGAGUAGAUGAGAGCAGCCCGGAGUACCAGAGGGAGAGAAACAUGGCUCCAGACCUGCGGCAGGACUUCAACAUGAUGGAGCAGCGCAAGAGAGUCUCCAUGAUCCUGCAGAGUCCCGCUUUCUGUGAUGAGCUGGAGUCUCUGAUCCAGGAUCAGAUGAAGAAAGGCAAAACUCCCACCAGUUUGCUUGCCCUGCAGCAGAUCGCCGACUUCAUGACCACCAGCGUUCCCACCAUGUACCCCGCGGCCCCACAGGGAGGAAUGGCGGCCCUCAACAUGAGUUUGGGGAUGGUGACUCCAGUGAAUGAUCUGAGAGGUUCAGACUCCAUCGCUUAUGAGAAAGGGGAGAAGCUCCUGCGCUGUAAACUCGCUGCUUUUUACCGUCUGGCGGAUCUUUUCGGCUGGUCUCAGCUCAUCUACAACCACCUGACUGUCCGGCUGAACUCUGAACAGGAGCGUUUUCUGAUUGUCCCUUUUGGGCUCCUGUACAGUGAAGUCACUGCCUCGAGUCUGGUGAAGAUUAAUCUGCAGGGGGAGAUUGUGGACAGAGGCAGCACUAAUCUGGGUGUAAAUCAGGCUGGAUUCACCCUCCACUCCGCCAUCUACGCUGCCCGGCCUGAUGUCAAAUGCAUUGUGCAUAUUCACACACCCGCUGGCGCUGCGGUGUCUGCUAUGAAGUGUGGUCUGCUGCCUAUUUCACCUGAGGCUCUGUCACUGGGAGAGGUGGCGUACCAUGAUUACCAUGGUAUACUGGUGGACGAGGAGGAGAACGUGCUCAUACAGAAGAACCUGGGUCCCAAGAGCAAGGUGUUGAUUUUAAGGAAUCACGGCCUGGUGUCUGUUGGCGAAACUGUGGAAGAGGCUUUUUACUACAUUCAUAACCUGGUCACAGCCUGCGAGAUUCAGGUCCGCACUCUUGCCAGUGCUGGUGGUCCUGAUAACCUGGUUAUGCUGGACCCAAGCAAGUAUAAAUCCCGUCCUCGCCACCUAGAGCCAGCAGGAGACGGGUCGAGCUCGCACCCGAAGUGGCAGAUCGGGGAGCAGGAGUUUGAGGCUCUGAUGAGGAUGCUGGAUAAUCUGGGCUACAGGACUGGCUAUCCGUAUCGUUGCCCGGCGCUGCGUGAUAAAACUAAAAAGUACAGUGAUGUUGAGAUUCCCCCGUCAGCCACGGGAUACUCGUACGCAGAGGACAGUGACUCGGGUGCUCGCUCCCCGUUAAAGCACAGUUUUCAGCGGCAGCAGCGGGACAAGACCCGCUGGCUGGCUGCAGGACGGCCCGACGAAUCGGCUGAGGAUGGGCAGGAUGGCAGCGGUAGCCCCAAGGCGAAGACUAAGGUGUGGACGAACAUAACACACGAUCACGUCAAACCCUUGCUGCAGUCUCUCUCGUCCGGUGUCUGCGUGCCAAGCUGUAUUACCAACUGCUUGUGGACUAAGGAGGAAAGUCUGCGACAGGCUGCUGUGGCCAAUCAGUUUGUCCCACUGAACACCAACCCGAAAGAAGUCCAAGAGAUGCGCAACAAGAUCCGUGAGCAGAAUCUGCAGGAUAAAAAGACGGCAGGUCCGCAGUCUCAGGUGCUCACAGGUGCUGUUGUUGACCGUUCAUUUGUCCAGGGGGAGCUUGUGACCGCAUCCAAAGCCAUCAUUGAGAAAGAGUAUCAACCGCGUGUGAUCGUCAGUAAAACUGGACCAAACCCCUUUAACAAGCUGACGGACCAGGAGCUGGAGGAGUACCGCAAAGAGGUGGAGCUCAAGCAGAAAGGAGGAGAAGACGAAGGUCAACCGCUGGAGGUUGAAGAAGGGAAAGUUCCCAGCAGCACCUGCACUCCGCCCAGCUCACCUGUGCGUGUGGAUGAAGAAGUGAAGCAGGAGCAGACAUUUAAAGAAGAAAGCGACGCCGCUACUUUAAGACAGACCCUCCCCGACCUGACCUCCGACGAAGCCUCUGAAGCCACUGCCCUCCCCUCAGAAGACCCCGCCCCUGGACAGACAGACUCCACCCCUCAGCCUGAAGGGGAGGAGCCUGUCGCUGGGGAUGAUGCAGCCGGCAGCGACGAAUCGCCCAACAAAUCCCCGUCAAAGAAGAAGAAGAAGUUUCGCACGCCGUCAUUCCUGAAGAAAAACAAGAAGAAAUCGGAGACGCAGUGAGGCAAAACCAGGCAAUACCUUUCAUUUUAAGCCCAUCUGUUUUUGUACUGUUCACAUUUAGCGUGUGGAUCUUUUUAUUAAAGGUUUUUAUUGAUUUAACAGUUGUUCAUUAAUGCUGAGGCGUUCAUCUGCUUUAUACACACAAGAAAAUCUCAAUCUGAAUAUUAAUAACCACUAAUGAUGUAUUGGGAAUGUCAUUGAAGAGUUGUUAAAUUAACAGCUUUGCUCUGCUGCAUGCUUCUGAUUUUUAGGAUCAAAUGUGCCGUCAGAUUUACAAUAAAAUAGGAGGCUAUAAACAGCUUAAAAUAACACAAAUAUGAUGAUCUGGAGUGAAACGCCUGAUGUAAUCUUGAGGAAAGCGUGUAAAAAUAUGCUUGCGGUAAUGUUCUGAUUGACUCGCGUUUAUUUUUGGAUGGAAAAUUCAGAUUUUUUGAAAAUAAACGUCGAGGAAUUUCAUGCUUUUGUCACAUUUCAGUCAAAAAUCAAACGUUUUUUUGUUUUCCUAAAAAAUAUUAUGACUUUUAUUGUGUCACUUCCAUAACAAACAUGCAUGAUCUUUAAUGCUAAAUUAUUAUUUUUUUAAUUGAGCAAUGUUCACGAUCUUUAAAGUAAAAAAAAAAAAAAA
Messenger RNA from Danio rerio (zebrafish), 2980 nucleotides. It is a transcript of the gene add1, whose product is annotated as adducin 1 (alpha). Gene Ontology annotation, cellular component: cytoskeleton; plasma membrane; cell junction. The record is from RefSeq and is marked provisional. Lineage: Eukaryota; Metazoa; Chordata; Actinopteri; Cypriniformes; Danionidae. Gene Ontology annotation, biological process: regulation of multicellular organismal development; regulation of cellular component size; cytoskeleton organization.